Prunus avium (sweet cherry) is the source of this 3499-nucleotide messenger RNA. RefSeq lists its product as uncharacterized. The record is from RefSeq and is a predicted model, not a curated record. Lineage: Eukaryota; Viridiplantae; Streptophyta; Magnoliopsida; Rosales; Rosaceae. Gene Ontology annotation, molecular function: protein binding.
CAUUAGCUGAGGGGCCCUAGUAUAUGAAAACUCAGCUAAUUCAAGCACUCGCGCCACAGCUUCUGUCGUCAUCAACCUCGUUACUUUCACUUCGUCCGUCUCGCUACCAAACCAAAGCACCUUCAUUCUGGUUUUGCUCUUUUUUUUUUUUGCAGAAACCCAAAAAUGAAAUCUUCGCUCAAUUCCUCGCCACUUCCUUCACUACGUCGCCUCUCUUUCUUAAACCCUAAAUUCCUCUCUUCACAAACCCAAUUUCCUAAGCCCCAUUUAGAAUCACCAUUGUCGGAGAAUCCCAAUCCGAGUACCAAUUCUUCCCAGUCAGUCACUUCAAAAUCUGAUAUUCCUGAGAAAGCCACAUCAGAAAUCGAUUUUCACGAAAACCCAUUUGGACGAGACUCGGAACUAACACAAACCAAGGUGAUAAGCACUCUCCUAAGCCACAGGAGUGAACCAAAUUCGGCACUGGAGCACUUCAUGUGGGCUGAAAAAGAGCGAGGCUUUCUUAAAGGUGUCGAUGCGUUUUGUGUGUUGCUGCACAUUUUGACUGGCUUUGAAGAGACUCGUGUGCGUGCUCAAAUCUUGCUUAACCAGUACGCUUCCGGUGAUUCAGGCCCUGCUCCGCAAGUCUUUUUCGACCGCUUGGUAGACUGCGCUAAAAGGUUUGAUUUUGAAUUAGAAUCUCGGGUUUUUAGCUACUUAUUGAAAAGUUAUGUUAGAGCCAAUCGAAUCAACUAUGCGAUUGAUUGCUUUGAUAGAAUGAUAGAGCUUGAGUUGUAUCCUUGUGUUACGUGUAUGAAUAUUCUUUUGGCAGAAUUGGUUAGGAGAAAAAUGAUUGGGAAUGCACGGGAGUUGUAUGGUAAAAUGGUUUUGAGAGGAAUGGGAGGUGAUCGUGGCACUCUGCAUGUGAUGAUGCUUGCUUGCUUGAAAGAGGGGAAACCAAAUAAGGCAGAGGAGUACUUUAGAGAGGCGAGGGCAAGAGGGAUAGAACUUGAUGCAGCAUCCCAUGGUAUUGCUAUUCAGGCUGCCUGUAGCAAACCCAAUUUACAUUUGGCUGUGGAGUUGUUGAAGGAAAUGAGAGAAAUGGGGUGGGUUCCUUCCGUGGGUACGUUUACUAGCAUCAUCAAGGCUUGUGUAAAGCAAGGGAAUAUGAGUGAAGCCCUAAGGAUUAAGGAUGAAAUGGUAAGUUGUGGGCACUCAAUUAAUUUGGUUGUUGCAACAAGCUUAAUGAAGGGUUAUUGUGUGCAAGGGAAUUUGGAGAGUGCUUUGGAUUUGUUCAAUAUAAUUAUAGAGGAUGGACUUAGUCCAGAGAGGGUUAUGUAUGCAGUUCUUAUAGAAUACUGCUGUCAUAAUGGGAAUAUGGAAAAGGCUUAUGAGCUUUACAUCCAGAUGAAAAAUAUGGAUAUUUUGCCUAAUGUCUUCAUUGUAAAUGAUUUGGUGCGUGGAUUUUUGAAAUAUCGGUCACUGGAAGAUGCGUGUAAGUUGUUUGAUGAGGCAGUUGAGUGUGGCGUUGAUAAUGUUUUCUUGUAUAAUAAUCUCUUAUCAUGGCUUUGUGGGGAGGGUAAAGUAAGUGAAGCUUGUAGUUUAUGGGAUAAGAUGGUGUGUAACGGUGUGGUACCUAAUCUAGUAUCCUACAACAGCAUGAUACAUGGCUAUUGCAGAAUAGGGAAUAUGGAACGUGCACACAGUGUAUUUUUGGAGAUGCUUGAAAGAGGUUUGAAACCUAAUGUCUUCACUUACUCUAUUUUGAUAAAGGGCUAUUUCAGGAAAGGUGAUAUAAAGCGUGCCCUUGAUGUCUUUAACAAUAUGGUGGCUGCAAAGAUAACCCCCACAGAAUUCACAGUUAACAUUGUCAUUGAUGGCUUGUGCAAAGCUGGUCGUACAUCUGAGGCAAGUGAUAGGCUAAAUAAAAUUGUUGAGAGGGGUUUCGUUCCUGGAUGUAUGAGUUACAAUAAUAUUAUAGAUGGGUUUGUCAAGGAGGGUGCCAUGAAUUCCGCACUGGCUGUAUAUAGAGAAAUGUGUGAAGGUGGAGUCUCCCCAAAUGUUGUCACUUACACCAGCUUUGUUAAUGGGUUUUGCAAAAGCAAUCAAAUUGAUCUUGCUUUGCAAAUGUGGAAUGAUAUGAAAAAGAAGGGUAUUGAAUUGGAUGUUACUGCAUAUUGUGCCCUCAUUGAUGGCUUUUGCAAAAGGCGAGACAUGGGAACUGCCCGUAAACUUUUCUCAGAACUCCUUGAAGUUGGUUUAUCUCCAAAUACAGCUGUUUACAGUAGCAUGAUUUGGGGCUUCCAGAAUUUAAAUAACAUGGAAGCGGCUCUUGACUUGCACAAGAAAAUGAUAAGUGAAGGUAUUCCCUGUGAUUUGAAAGCAUACACUACACUAAUCAAUGGAUUGCUAAAAAGGGGUGAGUUACAAGUUGCAACAGAUCUCUACUCAGAGAUGCUUCAGAAGAAAAUUGUACCUGAUAUCAAGACAUAUACAGUUCUGAUAAAUGGCCUUUGUAACAAAGGACAGCUAGAGAAUGCACGCAAGAACUUGGAAGACAUGAAUAAGAGGAGUAGGACUCCUAGUGUUCAUAUUUAUAGUACUUUGAUUGCUGGGAACUUCAAGGAGGGGAAUUUGCAAGAGGCUUUUAGGUUGCAUGAUGAGAUGCUUGACAGAGGCCUUGUACCUGAUGACGUUACUUAUGAUAUUCUUGUAAACGGAAAGUUCGAAGGAGCAAAUGCUCUUGUUGGAACUUCAUGUGCCUAGAUUUUUUUGGUUAUUGUUUCAACAUGCUUCAGGCCUUUGUUUGUUUCUCAGCAUGUCCCUUUUCAAGCACAGGGUGGUGAAUUCAAAGUUAUGCUUCAGAUUCAGAUGUGAGGUGAGUUCUAAGGCGUUAGUGCAUGCACUAUGGUUUGGACAUAUGGGAGAUAGCACCUUUUGCUGAUGCCCUUUCCGAAGAUGUUGUGGCAUCGUUAUAGAUUUAUUGGGGCAGGUGUGGUGUGUCUUGUCUGAGGAGGAGCUUUGUCAGUUCCCAUUCAUCAGCUGGUAUUUUUGAGGUGAAAGGAACAAUGUUCUGCAUGAUCAGAAUCCUCAGGGGACUUGCUAUUCUUCUCCAGUGUGCCAUGAAUAUUUAGGGUGACUGCUUUCAUGCUUGCCAUUCUCCCUCUCCCCCAUAUCCAGAUCACAUUGCCAGUGGAGAAUCCCCACCCUUCGGGGUCAUUAAACUGAACACCGAUGCAGUGCCUCUUCGGGGUUGAGAGGUGUUGGAGCAGUGGUUCUCCAACGGCGAGUUGAUGGACGCUCUCCCUAGAAAAAUCAACUGAGUGUUUGGCUCUUGCGACAAAGUUGAUGGCUAUCCAUGCAGGUUUCCAAAAUAGUGAGCAUUUUGUUUUUCUAGUUAGAAAAGAGCCCGAGUGGCUAUAUUCAUCUGUAUAUGAAAUCAUCUUCCUGUAACUGUUGCCUGUUGUAGUUAAUAAAAGUCCAAAGUUGCUUAUAAUAAAAAAUGUAUUGUUGCUGAUCU